Colletotrichum higginsianum IMI 349063 is the source of this 1209-nucleotide messenger RNA. Its product is annotated as Arrestin. The record is from RefSeq and is a predicted model, not a curated record. The transcript has a single exon. NCBI's taxonomy places the organism in Eukaryota, Fungi, Ascomycota, Sordariomycetes, Glomerellales, Glomerellaceae. The coding region runs from base 1 to 1209 and encodes 402 amino acids.
AUGCCCAGGAUGGCACUCGAGAUCAAGAUCGAUGAUCACUACUCGUCCAAGAUCUACACCAGCGGCUCCCGCGUCGCCGGUGUCGUCGACAUCUGUCCAGAUACCGACAUGCCUUUCCACUGCUUUCAGAUCACUCUCAUCGGCACCGCUCGCACACGGGUCGACAUGCUCCCCGGACCCAAGAUCACCAACGACGUCUUUCUCAACCUGGACAUGCCCAUCACGAAGACACUCUAUCCCCCAGGUCAGACGCUCAUGGCUAAAGAAACACACCGUAUCCCUUUCGACUUCACUAUCCCCCACAAGCUUCACAAAGACUCUUGUGGCGCCGUUUCAGGAGCCCAUUCCCACGACCAACACCUGCGGCUCCCCCCAACGAUGGGAAGCUGGGAGAAAGACGACAUGGCCCCUACCAUGGCCCAGGUCGAGUACAAGAUAGUGGCUCGCUUGUUACGGAGGCAAUCCUACAAGAACAACAGCAAGAGCAUCAUCGAGGCCAGCCAGUCGAUCAAGAUCCUUCCCGCAUUCCCCGAAGACCCGCCCCUCGUCCUCAACAGCCACGACGCGCGUUAUGCCCUUUCUCGGACCAGGUCGGUCCGUCGAAGUAUCCUUUCCGUUCACAAAGACCGUAUCAUCAUCACAGCCGCCCAGCCCCAGGCUGUCCACGUCAGCAUCGGCGGGCACCAACUCCCGAGCUCUCAGCCCAUGGUCUCGCUCGACUUCGCCUUCGAAUCCUCGUCCGCCGCUUCUUUCCCGCCUGAGGUGACACUCAAUCAGGUCAAGCUCGAAGCCCAGACCUGGUUCACAGGGACGCCUAUGAAGGUGGUCCCUGACCUAGGCGACCCACGCGAUGCGGCAGGUCUCCGCCACGAGCUCAGGUACUCCACCAAUGUCAAGCUCUCGACAACCGACACGGGCGUCAUCUUGUGGCACAAGAACGACGCCAACGAAGGGCAGAGAGUGACUUCAUGGCAGUCCGCGGCCAGGAUCCCCAUCCGACUUCCAACCGCGCACAAGAUGUUCCUCCCGACGUUCUAUAACUGCUUCAUCGCCCGGAGCUACAUCCUCCACGUGAGCGUCACCUUCGGCGGGUCCAAGACGAACCUUUCCAUCCCGAUGCAGAUCGCGUCGCAGUCGCUGUACCCGAGGAUGUCGGAGCCUGAAGUCGAAGACCUGCCCUCUUUCGAUGCCUCUCUGACUUGGAGGUGA